Messenger RNA from Histoplasma capsulatum G186AR, 303 nucleotides. RefSeq lists its product as uncharacterized. Bases 1 to 303 code for a protein of 100 amino acids. The transcript is spliced from 2 exons. The record is from RefSeq and is a predicted model, not a curated record. NCBI's taxonomy places the organism in Eukaryota, Fungi, Ascomycota, Eurotiomycetes, Onygenales, Ajellomycetaceae.
AUGGCUGAUCACAAAAGAAAAACAAGGCUUGCCCUGGCAAGGGAUCUCCAGCUGGCAGGGUGGGAAGUGUGCGUGUAUCGCAUCAAAGCCGUGGCAAUAGCCAAACGAUUGCUUGCCAACUCGCAACAAGGAGUCGUCUCAAGCAUCUCAUUGGCGGGCUGGAAUGGAAUUCCACCAGGGAGCAGGGGAUGGAGGGAAUACGAUGUUCCAUCCCCCCCAGAAAUCAUCGCCAGCAGAUACGGGGAAGGAGUUGAUGAAGGAGAGACCGAGGGAGGUAUUGCCAAUGCGCAUUUUCAACCUUGA